Molecule: messenger RNA, 776 nt
Organism: Aspergillus heteromorphus CBS 117.55
Lineage: Eukaryota; Fungi; Ascomycota; Eurotiomycetes; Eurotiales; Aspergillaceae
Exons: 2
Coding region: 220-687 (155 amino acids)
Source: RefSeq, a predicted model, not a curated record
GUGGGAUGGUGGACUGGGAGAGAGAAACCUAAGUCGGACGGCUUCCCACAAGGUCGACAUAGUCGACUUAGUCCCAUCGCAACUCAGGCACGCCAGGCUGGCGACUAGAAACACACAGAAAAGCUAGAACUCGGCAAUUUCAUGUCUCCGAACCCCCAUUUCGCCGUUUAAUCAAUUCAUCACCACUAGGGCACAGUAGCAUCCCACCCUGACCGAAUCAUGUUGGACUGGAAUGGACGUGGCAAUCUGCAGUGUGCCCCGGGGGUAGAUAUGCCUGGUCUGACUGGCUGUCACAGUGGGUGCUCAAUGCAUAGCCGAAGCUUAGUAGUCGGAACACCCCGGUCAUCUCCUGAUGUGGCCACUGGCCAGGGUUUCAAGCUGCAACCUGAUUAUUCACGCCGCUUAUCGAGCAAGCAUCGGAAAUUCCCCGAAUCCAUGACUCUCUCUCUGUCUCUGUGGCGGGCACCGCCCAAUCCUCGAGCCAGGACCUCACGUCUAGCUAGAUCCUUCACACUAUCAGGCUUCAGGAUGCAGACUAUCGACCCCCGCUGCCUGGUGUCGAACACUAAGCGACCACCACGUGGGAUCCAGCACGCUGGUCUUGGUAGCCCGACUUCUUCGCCUGCAGGGCAAGGAAUAAUAGGCUUUCGUGCAGAGGUUUUCGUCCUAUGCAGGGACGUAGUCUAGCAAGGGUCGACAUCCUGGCGAAGAAUAAUUAUUCACCCCAAUGCCGGGUGCCCCAUAGCCAGCCACCAGCCGCGCCAAUCUGCUCCGUA